UCAUAAACCUUAAUCUUGAGGCUAAUUUCAUUUGGUGUUAGUGAGCUGUUAAAAUCAUGUGGCAGACAGGAUUUAAAGUGUGUGCAGGAAGGAAGGAGUGAAGCUAAUGCCCAGAAUGCCUUGACACAGGCAUUGUUUCACCUUUACGUGCUUUUCCGCCAUAUAACAUGGCAGGAGGUCGGAAUGGAUGAGUGGCCAGACCUUGAAUGCAGGAGCUGGGAUUGGCCAUCACCGAUGAUCAGAUUUCGGAGAUGGAGUCUCACGUCUAUGAUGUUGAUUUUGCAAAGGCAGCAGCUGAGGAGAAGCUGACACGUCAUGAUGUCAUGGCCCAUGUCCAUGUGUUUGCAGCUCUCUGCCCUAAAGCUGCCCCCAUAAUUCACCUGGGUGUGACCUCCUGUUAUGUGGGAGAUAAUACUGAUCUGAUAAUUCUGCGUGAUGGGUUUGACCUGCUGCUUCCCAAGCUGGCUGGCUGUAUCCAGAGGCUGGCUCAGUUCGCAGACAAAUACAAGAAUUUACCAACUCUUGGUUUCACUCAUCUGCAACCUGCUCAGCUGACAACAGUUGGCAAGCGUGCAUGUUUAUGGCUUCAAGAAUUGAUGAUGGAUGAAAGGGCGCUACGUCGAGCCAGAGAUGACCUGAGGUUCCGUGGUGUGAAGGGUACAACUGGCACUCAGGCAUCAUUCCUUCAACUGUUUAAUGGUGACAGUUCUAAAGUUAAAGCACUUGAUCAGCUUGUGACUAAGAUGGCUGGUUUUCAGUGCUCCUUCAUCAUCUGCGGCCAGACGUAUCCUCGUAAGGUGGAUGUGGAGAGCAUUGCUGUUCUCAGCAGCCUAGGAGCUACCGUCCACAAGAUUUGUUCAGACAUCAGACUGCUAGCCAAUAUGAAGGAAUUGGAGGAACCAUUUGAAACUACACAAAUUGGGUCUAGUGCAAUGCCUUACAAACGCAACCCCAUGCGCAGCGAGAGAGCAUGUUCCAUUGCUCGCCAUCUUAUGACUCUGCAAGGUAACACCAUUCAAACCGCAGCCACCCAGUGGAUGGAGCGUACACUCGAUGACUCAGCAAACAGGAGGAUCACAUUGGCUGAAGCUUUCCUGUCGGCCGACAGUAUCCUUGUGACGCUGCAGAACAUAUGUGAGGGAAUUGUCGUGUACCCAAAAGUUAUCGAACGUCACAUCACGCAAGAACUCCCUUUUAUGUCUGCUGAGAAUGUUAUUAUGGCUAUGGUGAAAGCUGGUGGAGACCGCCAGGUAUGCCAUGAGCAAAUUCGAGUGUUUUCCCAAGAAGCGGGUACCCAGGUUAAGCAACAUGGGAUGGAUAACGAUCUUGUGGAAAGAAUACGCAAGUCUCCAUACUUCGCUCCCAUUAUACCUCAACUCGACACUCUCUUAGAUCCAAAAACAUUCAUAGGAAGAGCGCCUGAGCAGGUGACUGAAUUCCUUCAGGAAGAAGUGUAUCCAGUUCUGAAACAGUAUAAGGGAAAAACUGACAAAACAGCUGUUCUGGAAAUAUAGUAGUUAUGAUUUUGGAUCAGAUAAAUUGUAAAUACACUGGACAUUAAAUUCUGAGAUAAAAGGAAAUAAUGGACAGUUCAAUAAAUAUAUGUGAUUGUAUAAGUAUCUGAACGGUUAUAAUUCUUUAUUAUGAAAUAAAAUAUUAUUCUUUAUAGUGUUUACUGCUCAUCGCUUUUGUAAACACGUGUUGCAGGAAGAAAUGUAUAUUGAGAUUAUGUGCUGUUUUGUAUUCUACCUUGGGUCUGUAAGUCUAGUUUUAUAAUAAAAAUAUUGUUGGGUGUU
Zootermopsis nevadensis is the source of this 1796-nucleotide messenger RNA. It is a transcript of the gene Adsl, whose product is annotated as adenylosuccinate lyase. NCBI's taxonomy places the organism in Eukaryota, Metazoa, Arthropoda, Insecta, Blattodea, Termopsidae. Gene Ontology annotation, cellular component: cytosol. Gene Ontology annotation, biological process: 'de novo' AMP biosynthetic process. Gene Ontology annotation, molecular function: N6-(1,2-dicarboxyethyl)AMP AMP-lyase (fumarate-forming) activity; (S)-2-(5-amino-1-(5-phospho-D-ribosyl)imidazole-4-carboxamido) succinate lyase (fumarate-forming) activity. The record is from RefSeq and is a predicted model, not a curated record.